Molecule: messenger RNA, 843 nt
Organism: Homarus americanus (American lobster)
Lineage: Eukaryota; Metazoa; Arthropoda; Malacostraca; Decapoda; Nephropidae
Product: E3 ubiquitin-protein ligase rnf8-B-like
Exons: 6
Coding region: 1-843 (280 amino acids)
Biological process (GO): double-strand break repair; protein K48-linked ubiquitination; ubiquitin-dependent protein catabolic process
Cellular component (GO): nucleus; ubiquitin ligase complex; cytosol
Molecular function (GO): ubiquitin protein ligase activity; histone binding
Source: RefSeq, a predicted model, not a curated record
AUGAGACAGAGAUUAGAAGCCAAAGAAUCUGCAAUCCUUGCUAAAGAAGUUGAAAAGAAGAAGGCAGAACAGGAGAAAGAAAGGUUGGAAGAUGAGUUGGCAAAGGAGCGACUCAGACUUGCAAAGGAACUAGAAAGCGUUAAAAAUCAUUAUGUAGAAAAAGAGCGGAAAAAUUUCCUUCUUGGCUCUAUGCUGAAAGAGAAGGAAGAGUCGUUGCGUACUGAAUUGUUAAGUGGCUUACAAAAUGAAUUGCAAACCCUGGAAGCCCAAAAUAUGUCCUUAGAACAGGAACUUGAGUCAACAGCUGUAGCAACAAAAUAUGCGAGGGAGGAAGUGGUGGAGUCUGUCUCUGGCGUCUUAGAGAAUGAGCUUCAGUGCUCUAUCUGCAAUGAACUCCUCAUUACUGCCAUAACGUUGAACUGCAGUCACACGUUCUGUAAAUAUUGCAUCGACCGGUGGAAGAAAAACAAGCAAGAGUGUCCAAACUGUCGUGCUUCCAUAACGUCAGAGACACGAUCUUUAGUUGUAGAUAAUUUCAUUGAAAAAAUUGUGCCAACUCUGUCUGAAGAAAUGAAGAAGAAGAGAGCAGAUAUUGUUGCUGAGAGAAAAGCUGAAAUAGAAGUAUGCUCUUUGGCCCAGGCUGCAGCAGCAACACAAAGGGGAAGAAGAGGAAGGAGAAGAGGAGCAGGAAGACAAAAUGCUCCAAACAGAGCUGGAGUGAGUCAAAGACAAGGCCGAUCACAAACCGGAGGAAACCAGACUGGACAUCCUCCUGAUACAAGAAACCCCAGCCUCAAAGAAAUGAGCCACAGUCUCCUGUACCUGGGACUUCAGGAACAAUAA